Messenger RNA from Psammomys obesus (fat sand rat), 6672 nucleotides. RefSeq names its product zonadhesin (gene Zan). Gene Ontology annotation, molecular function: protein binding. NCBI's taxonomy places the organism in Eukaryota, Metazoa, Chordata, Mammalia, Rodentia, Muridae. The transcript is spliced from 36 exons. Bases 1 to 6672 code for a protein of 2223 amino acids. The record is from RefSeq and is a predicted model, not a curated record.
AUGGUUGUGGCGGUGCACGCCUGUAACCCCAGUGACGGGUCGUGGAGACAGGAGGAUGCCCCUGCUCACCGUCCCGCUGGCCCAGACUCGGAGAACCUCAGUGAGGCCUGCUUCAAACAAAGCUUCCCCCAUGAAGAGCUCAGCUUCCCCCAUGAAGAGCCCAGCUUCCCCCAUGAAGAGCUCAGCUUCCCCCAUGAAGAGCUCAGCUUCCCCCAUGAGGAGACCAGCUUCCCCCAUGAGGAGGCCAGCGUCCACCAUGAGGAGACUACUUUCCCCCAUGAGGAGGCCAGCGUUACCCAUGGGGACACCCGCAUCCACCCUGAGGAGACCACCGUCCGCCAUGAGGAGACCACCGUCCGCCAUGAGGAGACCACCGUCCGCCAUGAGGAGACCACCGUCCGCCAUGAGGAGACCACCGUCCGCCAUGAGGAGACCACCGUCCGCCAUGAGGAGACCACCGUCCGCCAUGAGGAGACCACCGUCCGCCAUGAGACCACUGUCCGCCAUGAGGAGACCACUGUCCGCCAUGAGGAGACCAGCGUCCGCCAUGAGGAGACCAGCGUCCGCCAUGAGGAGACCAGCGUCCGCCCUGAGGAGACCACCGUCCGCCCUGAGGAGACCACCGUCCGCCCUGAGGAGACCACCGAGACCACCGUCCGCCAUGAGGAGACCACUGUCUGCCCUGAGGAGACCACCGUCCGCCAUGAGGAUACCACUUUCCCCCAUGAGGAGGCCAGCGUCCACCAUGAGGAGACCACUUUCCCCUAUGAGGAGGCCAGCGUCCACCAUGAGGAGACCAGCUUCCCCCAUGAGGAGACCAGCAUUCCCCAUGAGGAGGCCAGCGUCAACCAUGAGGAGGCCAGAGUCCAUCAUGAAGAGACCAGCGUCCCCCAUGAGGAGACCAGCGUCCACCCUGAGGAGACCACCGUCCGCCCUGAGGAGACCACCGUCCGCCAUGAGGAGACCACCGUCCGCCAUGAGACCACUGUCCGCCCUGAGGAUACCACUGUCCGCCAUGAGGAGACCAGCGUCCCCCAUGAGGAGACCAGCAUCCGCCAUGAGAUCACUGUCCCCCAUGAGGAGACCACUGUCCACCAGGAGGAGACCACCAGCUCUACAGAAGCCACCAUUGCCACCACAGUAGUCACCACUGCCCACAUGGACACGGCUACUGUGUUUUCUGAAGAGACCAGCAUCCAUCAUGAGGAGACCACUACCCCUAAAGAAAUGAUCACUGUCCCUCCUGAGGAGAUCAGCUACCCUCAUGAGACCACUCUCAUCACGGAACCAUCUAGUGCCCUCAUUCAAGAGCCCACCACAGUGACCUGCCCUCCAGACGCCCACUACGAGCCCUGUGCAUGCCCUGCGUCCUGCGAAAGCCCUCGGCCCAGUUGCGAGCCCCCCUGCAGUCCCGGCUGCGUCUGCAACCCUGGAUACCUGUUCAGCAAGGACCAGUGCGUCAACGCGGCUUCCUGCAACUGCCUCUACAACAACAAGUACUAUAACCCCGGGGAAGAAUGGUUCAGCCCCAGUUGCACAGCCCGGUUGCCUGGCAGCCGGCUGGAGUGCCCAAUCUCGCAGUGUGCCACGCACACAGUGUGCCAGCUCAAGAACGGCCAGUAUGAGUGUGAGCCCUACGGUAGUGCCACCUGCCUGGCCUACGGGGAUGUUCACUUUGUCACCUUUGAUGAGAAGCACAUUAGCUUCACGGGGACACGUACCUUGACCCAAACCUGCGACAACUCCACAGACCCGUUCUUUAGGAUAACAGCAAGCAUGCAAGAACGGGGAGUAGAAGGCAUAGCCUGCCUGGACAAAGUCUUCAUCACCGUGCCAGAGACCACCAUCACCAUGAUCAGGGGCAGACACACACUGAUUGGAGAGCAGGAAGUCACCCUCCCAGUGAUACCUACGAACGGCAUCUUCGUGGGUCUGAGUGGUCGCUUUGUGGAGCUGAGGACGACGUUUGGUUUGCACGUGAGAUGGGAUGGCGACCAGCAGCUGUUUGUGAUUGUGUCUAGUGCCUACUCCAGGAAGCUCUGUGGUGUCUGUGGGAAUUAUGAUGGAGACGGCAGCAAUGACUACCUGCAGCCGGACGGGAAGAUGGCGUACGACGAGGAGGACCUGGGCAAGAGCUGGCAGAUGGAAGAGGAGAGCAGGGACUGGGUCUCUUCCAGGUGUCGGAAGAUGAGUCCCCCCUCUUGUGAGCCAGCCUUGGGGAGCACCAUGUCGGGACACAACUUAUGUGGCCAGCUCGUCGACCCAGUAGGACCCUUUGAGUCAUGCCUCCUCCACCUGAAGGCCUCGCCCUUUUUGGAUAACUGCGUUACUGACAUGUGUAGCUUCCAGGGGCUCCAGCAGAAGCUCUGUGCUCAUAUGUCCGCCAUGACGGCCAUCUGCCAGGAUGCCGGCCAUGCCGUGAAGUCCUGGAGGGAACCCGACUUCUGCCCCUUGACCUGCCCUCAGAACAGCAGGUACUCCCUGUGUGCCAAGCCAUGCCCGGAAACCUGCCAUCCUGGAGCUGCUUCCCAGCCCUGCUCAGACGAGUGUGUGGAAGGCUGCGAUUGUGACCCUGGCUUCAUCCUCAGUGGUUUGGAGUGUGUCCCUGAGACCCAGUGUGGGUGCACCAGCCUUGAGGGACACUACUUCAGGGUCCAGGAGCACUGGUUUAACCCGGACUGCAAAGAGAUCUGCACGUGCGAGGGCAACGACAGCUUCCGCUGCCAGCCCUGGAAGUGCAAGGCUCAGGAAGCCUGCGGCUACCGGGACGGCGUCCUAGGCUGCCACGCCCUAGGCACAGCCACCUGUGUAGCCUCGGGCUACCCCCACUACCUGACCUUCGAUGGAGCUUUGCACCAUUUCAUGGGGACCUGCACUUACCUACUGACAGAGCCUUGCUGGUCCAAUUAUCACGAGACUAACUUUGUUGUGAGCGCCACCAACGAGAUCCGUGGCGGCAACCUGGAAGUUUCCUAUGUCAGAGCUGUGCACGUGCAGGUCUUUGAUCUCAAAAUCUCCCUGCUCAAAGGUCGAAAGGUCGUGCUGAACAACCACAGGGUGGCACUCCCUGUGUGGCCUUCAAAGGGACGGGUGACCAUUCGGUUGAGUGGCAUCUUUAUCCUGCUCUACACGAACUUCGGCCUUCAAGUUCGAUAUGAUGGGAACCACCUGGUGGAGGUGACAGUGCCUUCCUCAUAUUCUGGCUUGCUCUGUGGGCUAUGUGGGAACUACAACAACAACAGCUUGGACGACAAUCUCCAGGCAGACAGGAAGCCUGCAGGCACAUCGCUCAUGCUGGGAGCCUCGUGGAAAAUACUCGAGGCCUCGGAGCCUGGCUGCUUCCUGCUCGGGGGCAAGCCCUCCAGCUGCGAAGAGAACAUGGAUGACGCCUGGUCUAGGAACUGCGAUAUCUUAAUGAAUCCUGUUGGGCCUUUCUCCAGAUGCCACGAGGCAGUGGCCCCGCAGGCCAGCUUCUCCAGCUGUGUGUACGGCCAGUGUGAGACCAAGGGGGACAGGCUGGCCCUCUGCCACUCCCUGCAGGCCUAUGCCUCUCUGUGUGCCCUGGCCGGCCACGUGACAGCCUGGCGCAACAGCACCUUCUGCCCUCUCAGGUGCCUACCCGGGAGUAGCUACAGCCCAUGUGCCAACCCCUGCCCAGCCACCUGCCUCACCUUGAGCACUCCAAGGGACUGCCCGACGCUGCCCUGUGUCGAGGGCUGUGAAUGCCAGAGAGGGCACAUCCUGAGUGGGACCACCUGUGUGCCCAUCAGACACUGCGGCUGCAGCUACCCAGAAGGCUUCUAUCACCUGUUGGGGGAGAGCUGGUACACGGAGAAGCCUUGCACCACCGUCUGCACUUGCUCAGCCCCAGGCCAUGUCACCUGCACCGAAGCAGCCUGUGAGGUCAACCACGUGUGCCUGCGCCAGGACGGGCGGCUGCACUGCGCUGCAGAGGUGGGAGAGUGCCACAUGUCAGAAGACUCCCAUAUCGUGAGCUUCGAUGGCUAUGGCCAUCCUAUCCAGGACUUAUGCACCUACAUCUUGGUGAAAGUCUGCCACCCCAACAUGAACCUGCCUUUCUUCACCAUCAGUGCCAAGACUGACAAGGGCAUCGGAAGCAAAAGCGUCAGUGUCUUUCAGCUCUACAUUGACAUCUUCAGCUUCCGUGUCACGCUGCAGAAAGACCAUUCGGUCCUGGUAUUCUGGAUCAAUGACACACUGGUCACCCUUCCUGCCACCACCCAGAUCCCAGGAGUCAGCAUCACGACUGAAGACGCCUAUACCAUUGUCACAAUUAAGGAUGAAGUCCAAGUCAAAUUUGAGAGCAGUAAUUUCUUAGAUAUCAAAAUCCCUGCAUCCUCUCAUGGAAAGUUGUGCGGUGUGUGUGGCAAUUUCAAUGGCGAAGAAGAGGAUGAACUCAUGACACCCAGUGAAGAACUAGCUGAGGACGAGGAGGAGUUCAUGGACAGCUGGAAAGACAGGAACAUCGAUCCACACUGCCACAAAAUCGAAGAGCACAGCAUCCAAGUGGAACAGCAGGAGAUCAUGAACGGAGACUGCAGUCCCGACGCCUUUGAGAGAGCUCAGGCAACCUGCCACACUGCCCUGCAGGACCCUGCCUGGGCCCAGUGUGCCGCCCACGUGCCUCUCAAGCCCUUCCUGGUUGGCUGCAUGAACAGCUUCUGUGAAUUCAGGGAGCUCCUCCACGUGCUCUGCGAGUCUCUGCACUCCCUCCAGAUGGCCUGCGAGGACCAGGGGCUCCGGCCGCCCGUCUGGAGGAACAGCAGCUUCUGCCCCCUGGAUUGCCCACCCCACAGUCACUACACAAACUGCCUUCCAUCCUGCCCGCCCUCCUGCAUGGACCCGGAGAGUCACUGGGAGGGCUCUGGCCACAGGGUCCCCAUCACCUGCAAGGAGGGCUGCAUCUGUCACCCCGGCUUUGUGCUCAAUAACGACAAGUGCGUGCUCAAAGCUCACUGUGGCUGCGAAGACGCCCACGGCAGCUUCGUGCCGGAAGGCAAGAACUGGAUCGCCAGUGGUUGUGCCCAGAGCUGCAUUUGCAUUGGAGGGGUCAUUGAGUGCCAGCAUUUCCAGUGCCCCUCAGGGGCUCAGUGCCAGGACAACGAAGAUGGCAGCAGUGACUGUGUCAAAAUCACUCUGCAGUGCCCGGCCCACAGCUUCUUCAGCAGCUGCCUGCCUCCCUGCCCCCCUUCCUGCUCGGACCCAGAGGGCCUCUGCAAGAGCACAAGCCUUGCCCCUUCCGCUUGCAGAGAAGGCUGCCUGUGUCACCCUGGCUUUGCUCUCCAGGAGGACAAGUGUGUGCCCACAGCUCUCUGUGGCUGCAGAGAUGCCCACGGUGCCUUCAUCCCAGCAGGCAAGACCUGGCUGACCGCAGGCUGCUCCCAGAGCUGCACCUGCCUGACGGGGGCCGUCGAGUGCCAGGACUUCCACUGCCCUUCGGGGACCUUCUGCCAGAACAGCGAGGACGGCAACAGUAACUGUGUCCGAAUCACUCUGCGCUGCCUGGUCCACAGCUACUACACCCGCUGCCUUCCCUCCUGCCUGCCUUCCUGCUCGGACCCGGAUGCCCACUGCCAGGACUCCAGCACCACAGCCCCCUCCGUCUGCAAGGCGGGAUGUGUCUGUGAGCCUGGCUACGUGGUGAACGACCACAAGUGUGUGCUCAAGACUGAAUGUGGCUGCCCAGACAGCCACGAUGGCUUCAUCCUGGAGGGCAAGUCCUGGAUCUCCAGGGGCUGUACCCUGAGCUGCUCCUGCACAGCAGGUGUCGUCCAGUGCCAGGAUUUCCACUGUCCCUUAGAGUCUGACUGCAGAGACACCGAGGAUGGCCACAGUAACUGCUUCAAAAUCACUCUGCAGUGUCCAGACCACAGCCACUACACCCACUGCCUACCUCCUUGCCUGCCUUCCUGCCGGGACCCAGAAGGCCACUGUGAGGGCUUCAGCACCCGCGCCCCCUCCACCUGCAAGGAGGGCUGUGUCUGUGACCCUGGCUCUGUGCUGCGUGAGGACGUGUGUAUCCUCAGAGUCCACUGUGAAUGCAGAGACCCCCAUGGUGCUGUCAUCCCGGCAGGCAAGACCUGGAUCUCCAGAGGCUGCUCCCAGAGCUGCACCUGCGUGGGAGGGGUCAUUCAGUGCCAGGAUUUCCACUGUCCCCACGGGACCUUUUGCCAUGACAGCAGUGAUGGCCACAGUAUAUGCAUCAAACUCACUCUGCAGUGUCCACACCACAGCCACUACACCCACUGCCUACCUCCUUGCCUGCCUUCCUGCCGGGACCCAGAAGGCCACUGUAUAACUGGCAAGCUCGACGAACUUGGUGGCCAUCCUGCCAGGAGUGCUCGUGUUGGUGCUAGUACCGACCUUACUGCUGCGAGUGUAUGUUUACAUGGCGCUGAGAAGGACGGCCAGGAGGUGGAGGUGGAGGAGGAGAGGGGAGAAGCUGUGGAGGUGGAUUGGCCUGAGGCUGGAGCGCACGGGCGCGUGGCUGCUUACCACGGAGUGACGGCGGCGGGUGAGGCUGUGUCUGAGCGUCCUCCGCGCUCCUCAGGGCUGGAGGGACGGGGCGUCCGGUCGGCGUCGGGUCAGCGUCGGGCCGGCUCCAGGGCCGCCCUGCACCGUUUGCUCCCGGGGCCUGAGGGGCCCCGUUAG